AUGCGGGUUGCACAGCGCGGGUUAGCUUUACUGGUGUGGUCCCUGCAAGUGGCCGCGACCAUUUUGCAGAACGGCCAAGUCAGAGAACACCCAUACCCCGGCCAAGCGCCCAAGAUUGUUCUCGAUGGCAGCUGGAAUAUCUACGGCGCUGAUUCACCUGAGAUCGCCUACAAAGGGCGAUGGGACAGCAAGCAUGUCUCCUGGUGGUCGUUCGUCUCUCCAAUCCCCAACACCCCCUUCUUUUCUGCUCGCCCUCCUCUUGUGGCGGUGCUGACAUCACCAGUGCACCCGGAAUCAAACUGGAAUUUACUGGAAGCAAGGAUAUUAACCCAUUCGCAGCUUGCCGUGAGCUUUGGACCCAGCACAACAGAUGGCGUUCUGGUUGCUUACCGGCUCGGUUCCCUUGAUUGGCAAUUCUCCAAUGUCACCGCCGCCGCAACGUACCAAUUUAUCGGCGAUUGGACAGGCCUUAGCACGGAGGAGGUUCACGAAAAGAAGACUUUUGAGAUGCGAGUUCAAAUAGAUGGUGUUGCCACCGCGGGCGACGCAGAGCUCACAGUGCCUCCCAGAUUUAAAAAGAAGGUGGAAAUUAUCGGAGGGUCUCUUGCCACUGGUCAAUAUGGAACUUAUGAGACCAUCUCAGGAUGGGCGUUCCUCUUUGCGGCCGGUCUAGGCAAUGUCGAGCAUUCCAUCACGGCCUACCCGGGCGCAUGCUUAACCGAUAACAAAUGCUAUGGCGGUGUUCACGGCAUGACGUGGUACUGGCACCGUGCAUCCGACCCGGGCAGCCGCGCGCACGCAUUUUACGGAAACGAGCCCGAGAAGUGGGACGUUGAAGCCGAGCAACCUGCCGAUCUCGUCCUCAUUCAGAUGGGCGGUAACGACCACCGGCAUCCCAACGAGGUCCCCGGAAAGGAUUUCUACAAUGCAUAUGUUGACAUGAUUGAAGACAUCCACCGCGUCUGGCCGCACGCGGUGGUCCUUAUUGUCUCUCAAUGGGGAUCGUUCGUCAAGUCCGGCAUGACCUACGAGCCAACCCAAAUCUACGAGCAAGAAGCUAGGGCAGUCCAUGAGCACUUCAAGGAGCGCGGGUUUGUCUACUACUUCGACACCACCGGAAUCCUGCAAUAUAACGACAUCAAUCCCAAGAAUCACCCCACGGAUGUGGGACAUAUCAAGCUGGCAAGCCAUUUGCUGCAGUGGACAAGACUUGUUCUGCGGUGGAAUCUGGAGCCUCUGGGGGAGGUUCAGCACGGAACUCUCUACUGGAAUGAUCAACAGGAUUAUUAA
This is a messenger RNA of Penicillium canariense, 1290 nucleotides long. Its product is annotated as SGNH/GDSL hydrolase family protein. Bases 1 to 1290 code for a protein of 429 amino acids. Gene Ontology annotation, molecular function: carboxylic ester hydrolase activity. NCBI's taxonomy places the organism in Eukaryota, Fungi, Ascomycota, Eurotiomycetes, Eurotiales, Aspergillaceae. The transcript is spliced from 9 exons. The record is from RefSeq and is a predicted model, not a curated record.